AUAAUAUUAGCUUCAUAUUCUCGGUGUUUCUCGCGAGAAAGAUCUUUUCACUUCCGUCGUCGUUCUUUGAGAACAUCGGUGAAGCGGCAAAAUGAGUGGUCAAUUGAUGCGAAUUGCGGCCCGAACCGUGAGAAUUUCUCACCGGGCUUUAGGCACAGCGGCAACCACCACUGGUAAAGAGGUGGCUAUGGAGCAGCCUCAGAAGGACAAGAUCUACCCCAAGAUAGGAAAUCGAGAUGUGGUUGGAUAUGGUUUCAACGGAACUGGUUCCUAUGCCGAUAGAGAAGAAUUUCCGUGCCCUGCUAUCCGCUUCAAGGAAAAUACGCCUGACGUUUUGGCUCUGCGAAUGAAGGAGAAAGGAGAUUGGAAAAAACUUACGCUGGAAGAGAAGAAAGAAUUGUACCGAGCGAGUUUCUGCCAAACGUUUGCCGAGAUGAAGGCUCCGACGGGCGAGUGGAAGUCCGUCACAGCGGCCGUUCUCCUGGCUCUUUCAGUCUCAGCCUGGUUCAUCAUGUGGAUGAAAACCUACGUUUAUCUGCCGAUGCCACGCACCCUCACCGCGGAAUGGCAACACGAAAUGGGCGACCGGAUGCUCAACCAACGGCAAGGGCGUGUUACCGGCUUUACGUCAAAUUACGACUUGGAAAAGGGUCAAUGGAAAUAAACUUAAUAUCACCUAGAACAGACAAUAUUACUGAUGUAGAAUUUGUUGCCAAUAUUGUUUAUUUUAAAAGAUACCGUACAUCUUUGCUUGUUCGUUGACAUUGGCUGUCUAGCAACACCCUAAUUUCAAGCCAUGAUUUAAUGUACUUAUUUGUGGUACCACAGCUCUGCAAAAAAGGAAAAUACCUUAGCACUUAAAAAAACAUUGUCUUUAGUAGAUGUUCUUGAUUGUACUACAUAUGACAAUGCACAGAAGAGCCACUAUUCGUCAGAAGAUGAAAUCUUUUUCAUGUGCAAUUGUAUUUAUUUAAGAAUUAUAACUGAUUUAAAAUCUAAAACAUGUCCAUCAGUCGAACUUUAGAGAAGUGUCAAGAUUUAUAUAUAUUAUAAUAAAGUAUGCAUGUUUUGAACAAAAUAUUGCUGGAACAAAAAUCAAUGCUGUUGUCCAGGAUUUGGAUUAAACAAAUGGUUAGCAUUGUCUGUCUGUACAGGUCAGGAUGAAUACGUAAAAAAAUAAUUGGAGUGAAACUUUCGAACACAAUUCAUUGUUAAAAGCUAAAAAUGUGACGCCUUUAGUGACGGGCGAAGUUAUACGGUAGACCGAUCAUUAUUGGACGCAAAUGCAUCAUUGAAAGUUGGGUUCUGUAUUUUAUACGUACCUAUUGUGAUAGCAGUAACUGCAUUUGCUUGAGGUCAAAUUUUAAAUAUUACUGUGUCUGUAAUGAAAAUUAAUAAAUAGUGUGGACGUAGUUCA
This is a messenger RNA of Gigantopelta aegis, 1417 nucleotides long. RefSeq names its product cytochrome c oxidase subunit 4 isoform 1, mitochondrial-like. The record is from RefSeq and is a predicted model, not a curated record. The coding region runs from base 92 to 664 and encodes 190 amino acids. Lineage: Eukaryota; Metazoa; Mollusca; Gastropoda; Neomphalida; Peltospiridae. Gene Ontology annotation, biological process: mitochondrial electron transport, cytochrome c to oxygen. The transcript has 5 exons.